AUGAGACUCGACCGCGCCAACCCACAGCCCUUCUACCACUACUUCAACAACACCUGGACGCCAAUCCUGACCUCAACAGACAUCACCAAAACCGGCAGCACUGCUAAUCUCCACCAAACCCACAGCAAAACCAUAACCAGAAUCCGACUAACAACAUGGAACAUCGAUUUCCAGACCCCGCUCGGCCGCGAACGCAUGGCCGCAGCACUGGAGUACCUGUCCCACCAGCACAGCACCCAGCCCGACAACGAGAUCCCAUCAAUCAUCUUCCUCCAGGAGAUGGUCGAGUCGGAUCUGCAGCUAAUCCAAGAAUCGGGCUGGGUACAGGAGAAGUUCUUCAUCACCGACAUCAGCAGCGAUCAUUGGCGCGGGUCGUACGGGACGACGACGAUGAUCGAUAAACACUUGGUUGUGCGGGGCGUAUUCCGGGUACCGUAUUCGAAUUCAAGGAUGGAAAGGGAUGGAUUGUUCGUUGAUGUUGAUGUUGGGCGCCCUGGGGCUGAGGGCGAACGCAUCUUACGCCUGUGCAAUACACAUCUCGAGAGUCUUGUUUCUCACCUGCCCAGACGGCCGGUGCAGCUACGUCUCGCCUCGAGCUUCAUGCAUGGGUCUGGUCCUGCGCCUGAACCGCAGGAUGAGGGGAUGUAUGUGCCGCCGACUCCCCAUGCGGCUAUUCUUGCAGGUGACCUCAACGCCUUUGCGAUGGAGGAUCGCUCCGCGCCGGAGGAGUGUGGUCUCAGAGACGCGUUCUUGGCUCUGGGCGGGAGAGAGGGGACGGAGGAGAGUUUCACGUGGGGUCAGCAGGUUCCGGAUUGGAUGAGGGAGCAGUUUGGGUGUAGUCGUAUGGAUAAGAUUCUGUAUUGUGGUGGGGUUGGGGCGAAGAGUCUGAGAAGGAUUGGGGAGGGGGUCACGGUGACGGUAACCUUUAAUCAGUCUGAGAGUGAGGAUGAAAAUUUCUCUGAUGAAGGAGUCUGGGUCACGGAUCACUUGGGUCUACAAGGGGAGUUCGAAAUCUUGUCAUCGAGCUGUUGA
This is a messenger RNA of Aspergillus fischeri NRRL 181, 1032 nucleotides long. Its product is annotated as endonuclease/exonuclease/phosphatase family protein. Lineage: Eukaryota; Fungi; Ascomycota; Eurotiomycetes; Eurotiales; Aspergillaceae. Bases 1 to 1032 code for a protein of 343 amino acids. Gene Ontology annotation, biological process: double-strand break repair. The transcript has 2 exons. The record is from RefSeq and is a predicted model, not a curated record. Gene Ontology annotation, cellular component: PML body; cytoplasm. Gene Ontology annotation, molecular function: single-stranded DNA binding; 5'-tyrosyl-DNA phosphodiesterase activity.